Molecule: messenger RNA, 3186 nt
Organism: Protopterus annectens (West African lungfish)
Lineage: Eukaryota; Metazoa; Chordata; Ceratodontiformes; Protopteridae
Gene: SGO1
Product: shugoshin 1
Exons: 12
Coding region: 143-2737 (864 amino acids)
Biological process (GO): meiotic chromosome segregation
Cellular component (GO): nucleus; chromosome, centromeric region
Source: RefSeq, a predicted model, not a curated record
GUGCGUAGACUGCAUAUUUCGAAUGGUGCCAGUAGGUUGGCUGGAGUGGAGAAAACUGAAGUAAAAACAAAUGUAUACAGAUUGUUUUACUGUGGAUGAGAUUAAUUUGCAGGCGUAAAUUAUCUGGUUGCCAUUUAAAGUCAUGGUCAGAGAAAGAUGCAAGAAAAAGUCCUUCCAGGACACACUGGAGGACAUCAAGGAAAGAAUGAAAGAGAAGCGAAAUCAGAAGAUGGGACAGAUUGUUAAAACUAAUCUAGUUUUAACUUCCAAGGUCAAAAAUAAAAUACUGAACAACAGCUCUUUGUUUGCUAAAACCAUUCAAGCAAAUAAUAAGGCACUGGCAUUAGCACUACAGGCUGAGAAAGAAAAAGUGAGACAGGCCCAAGAUGUCAUCUUAAUGUUAAAGAAAGAAUACCAGGCAAUUAUGUUUCAGUUGUUUAUGCUGAAGAGGAAACAUAGUUCACAUCAGACAUGUGAAAGUCUGCAGAGGAAACGUAGUUCACAUCAGACAUGUGAAACGAUGAUGUAUGCAUUUAUGCUGAAGAGGAAACAUAGUUCACAUCAGACAUGUGAAAGUCUGCAGAGGGGAAAGCAUGGGGCUUCACAUCCAACUGAAAAUGUGUCUUCUGGUAUUAUUACAUCAGCUGUUCCUCAGCCUGCAAGAAUACAAAGGCAUGUACCUCCUACAGACAAUUUCUCUUCAGGUGAAGUAGACUUUACAGAAAGAAGAAAUGACACCAGUUUUUCGCCAUCUGAGUCCUUACUGUACAAUACAAAGUCUCAUCUUGACAGCAGACUAUCUGAUGAGAAAAAAUCUAGUACAAUCUCAAGCCGUCUGAGCUGGGAAACUGACAGUGGUGAUGAUGGAGAGAAUAAUAUAUUACCAAGAAGUGUGUCAGUCCGCCGCCACCGUUCAUCUGGUCAAAGAAGACAGUCCUCACACAGAGAGGAUAUAUUUGUAUUUAGUACUGUAGAAGAACAUUCUGAAACUUCACGCAACAGUGAAGAAAACUUUGUAUGUAAAAGUACAGAGAAGCUUGAAAAUCAUGAUGCUGCAAACAAAACUGAAAGCAACCUUGAGAGGGACACAGAAGACACGAGAAAGAGUUGUUCAUUGCUCAUAGACUCAAAUCUGGAAGCAGAACUACCAGUUCUGAUGUCUGAGAUGAAGCAUUCAACACCUGAACCUAGAUCAAAGACAACUGUAAGUAGAAAGAAAGGCGAAAGCCAACCAAAGGCAGAAAGAGGAAGAAAAGGAAAACCAGAAAUACUAAACAGUGUUCCACUAAAAAAGCCAUGGGAGAACAGAACAAGAGCAAGAUCGAAAAGUCGAGACAGAAAACAAAGCAGAAGGAGUGGAGCAAAAGAAGUGUUGAACAGCUCUCUUGGUUGCAAUGAUGCUUAUGACUUUGAUUUUGAAGAAAGUGUCCACGUCACCCCAUUUCGUCAAACAAAACCAGGCGAAAAAGAAAAUGAUGACACACCAUCCAGAAGCAACAAUACAGAAAGUGAUGGUGGAGAUGAAAUGGAUGACAGUCCUUAUAUUCCCUAUAAUAAGAAAGGAAAGAAAGGGAGCUGUAAUUCUGAAUCUAAGGAACAAACUGACACUGCUACUUUAAGACCACGGUCUAAGAGAAUAUCGACAUUAAAACGACAGCUGUCUGUAGAGAACAUGGAGAACAAAACAGAAGUCAGUAUAACUAGAAAUGAUGCUGUGAAUCCAAAAUUAAGUCAUGACUCUUCUAGUUCAUCAUCAUUUCAAGGAAGCAGACCACCUGAGAAACAAAAUUCCAGAGCAUUGGAAAGAUGUUACAGUGAAGCGAGUGAUUCUGAGGAUGAACAUUACAAUCCAAAAUUGCCUUGUAACUUGAAAGGUAAAACAGGUCACCGUAAUCACCGACAGAGAGAGAGAAAAGUAAUUGCAAUAAGGCCAAAGCAGGACCAGAAAUUUUUGGUAAACCAAGUUUUAAAAGCUGAAAAAGAAAACAGAGAUGGUAAUAUUGAUUCUUUGAUGACUGAUACUGUGUCAACAAACUGCGUUGGAGUGACUGCAAAAAAAACUAUCCAGUCAUCAUACAGAGAAGCUAGACAUGGUGAAAAACAGCAAGAGAAAAAAUCUGGCAAGUGCUAUUCUGAAGUGAGCGAUUCUGAAGAUGAAUAUGAUUUCUUGAAAAUGUCUGGCGAGAGGAAGAAAUAUGGUCUUACUAGUAGUUGUAGAGAAAGAAAAACUGACACUGUACCGUUGAGGUCAAAGUCCAAUAGAUAUUCUUCUUCAUAUAGCAAGUGGUUAGAAGAUGAAAAGGAGAAUGAAAACAAUGCUAUUUUUCCUUGGAGUUUAUCUCCUGGGACUAAUAAUCCACCAGGAAGUACUGCUGGAAAGAAUGCAUUCACUGAAAAACCCAGAUAUCAGAAGCUUCGCUUAACACUUGGUGAUGUUGGGAACUUCUCCUUACUAUCCUGUGAUAGUAAAGAAACAAGAAAAUUAUCUUGCCCGUUGCUUGGCUUACGUGAGUCAGUGGUCCCAGAUUCACCAAUUCGCAAACGGAGGUGCACAGUUGCUGUUGACUACAAGGAACCUAAUUUAAAUGGGAAACUAAGAAGAGGAGACAGAUUUACAGAUGCAAUGUUUCUACACUCUCCCAUCUUCAAGCAGAAAAAGGAUAUGAAGAACAAACGCAAGUCUUUCAAAACAGAAGGAUUAAGUAAAUACAAUGAAGCAUUUAUUGGUUGUCGCUGAAUCUUGAAGUACAAACUGAUUCAACUAAUGGUGAAAACAAAAUCUUCUGGACUAGUAGUGUAGUUACACUUUCAUAGUUCUGAUGGCAGCUCAAAUUGUAAUGGUUGGAAGCAAAACUUUUUACAAUUUUUAUAAGAAGGAGUUUUAUUUACAUUUUCUGUGUAUAUUUUUAAAUGUAAAAAGGUAAUUUCAUUUUAUUUGCAUUGCAGUAGCUUUGGAUACUAUGAUAGCUCUGUGAUGAAAACUGUUCUACCCAGAUGGCAGCCAACUAAAAAUAUUUAAAAAUGCAAAAGGCUCCAUAGCAUCUGAGUUCUGUGGUCAAAGCAUAUAUUAUAAUGUUUGCAUUUCAGUAUUUCCCCCUCUAAGAUUUGACAAGUUCUCGUCCUGUUAUCUCUCAGUCCCCCAGAUUUUGCCAUGCUGGAAACCAUUUUGUGACCUCAGACCCAUUA